Molecule: messenger RNA, 1597 nt
Organism: Zingiber officinale
Lineage: Eukaryota; Viridiplantae; Streptophyta; Magnoliopsida; Zingiberales; Zingiberaceae
Product: polynucleotide 3'-phosphatase ZDP-like
Exons: 12
Coding region: 90-1241 (383 amino acids)
Biological process (GO): DNA repair
Molecular function (GO): ATP-dependent polydeoxyribonucleotide 5'-hydroxyl-kinase activity; zinc ion binding; double-stranded DNA binding
Source: RefSeq, a predicted model, not a curated record
AAGACUACCCAAUCCAUGGCGGUUUCUUCCACCGCAAGAUUAUGGCGGAUAAAAAACCCUAGUUAUCCCCCUCCAGUACUCGUACGCGCAUGCUCCUCUCCUACACUCUCUCGUCCCUUCGCUGCCACCAUCUCCUCCUCUUCAUUCCCGUCUCCACCGCCUCCCGCCUCGUAUCUCGAUCGCCGAUGGCGUCGCCGAAAGUGGUGGCGGAGUACGCCAAGUCUGGCCGGUCCACCUGCAAGGGAUGCAGCAAGGCGAUCUCGGUCGGGGCGCUGCGGCUGGGGUCCUCCUCGAAAGACCCUCGUGGGUUCGAUCUCGUCAAGUGGUUCCACGUCGACUGCUUCCCGGACGCGUCCCGCUCCCUCCCCGCCGCCGACGAGAUCGUCGGGUUCUCUUCUCUCAAGGACCAAGACAAGGAUGCUUUGAGAGAACUAGAGGCUUCUGCCGCACUCGACCAUAACUCCGAAGAGGUACAUAAAAGAGGUGUUGAAUCAUCUGCGAAGAAGGAAGCAAAGAGUUCAAAGAAACAAAAGGUCUCUCUUACGGAUAAAACUGGGAAUGAAGAUAGGAAGCCAGAGGAGGAAAAGUUGUCUGCCAAUGACAAAAACAAUUGCCAGAUGAUAGAGUUUGAUAUUUCUGAUACCAAAGAUAAGUACAAGAAUGCUACCCUUCCAUUAAAAUGGAAAGCCUUCAGGACUGUUAUUUUCCGCGAGAAGGAGGAUGGGCUUUAUGAUUCACAAAAGAUUGCUGCAUUUGAUUUUGACGGUUGCCUUGCGAAUACAUCAGUGAGAAGAGUUGGUCCUGAUGCUUGGUCUCUCAUGUAUCCAUCAAUUCCAGAGAAACUGCAAGGGCUAUACAAGGAAGGCUACAAGCUGGUUAUUUUUACCAAUGAAUCAAACAUUGAACGUUGGAAGAACAAACAACAACAAGCAGUUGAUUCCAAAAUAGGACGACUUGAAAACUUCAUAAAGUGUGUAAAUGUUCCAGUUCAGGUAUUUAUUGCUUGUGGACUAGGGAAGAGCAAGGAUCAGACACCUGAUGAUCUGUUUAGAAAACCACAGCCCGGAAUGUGGACAUUGAUGGAGAAAUACUUGAAUUCUGGAAUUGAAGUUGACAUGGACCAAUCCUUUUAUGUUGGUGAUGCAGCAGGGAGAACUAAUGAUCACAGUGAUGCAGAUAUACAAUUUGCCAAGGCUGUCGGGUUGAAGUUUCAUGUUCCCGAGGAAUUCUUUCAUGCAUAGCGACAUCCCUGCAGCUAUGCUUCUCAACUUUUGUAUAUUUUACUCUUAGUUAGUAAUUGGUAUUUUGGUAUGCUGUACGUUGACGGUAUCUAAAUGCGCCGCUGUGCAUUGUCUAACUUCUGACGACAGUAAUGGAAGUCGAUGCUCGCAGUUGCCUCACCAUCACCAUGUUGUGCCCCUUCAGCAGUCUGAAAUUCUUAAAAGGUUUCGUUGCAGUUUUGACCUCGCCUCAUUUGUGUAUGUUACUUUUGUUUGACAUGCUUUCCAUCCAGUGAAGAAAGCCUGAUCACACGGCACAACGUAUUGCUCGAAAUGUAGACGCGUGAUUCUUAAUGGGAUAAAUCAGAGUUAUUACA